AUGAGUUCUGACCGAGAGGAGUAUGACAUGGUCUGUCAGAGAGCUGUGACCCUAAUUGUUGACCUUUGCCUGCACAACGGCACGUUGUUGGAUCAGGAUACCUGUCAGGAUUUCCUAUUCCUGUUGUCCAGCCACAGCUCUAACCACAAAGAACAGGACGCUACUUUUGGCCUCCUGCUUGCUGUGUUUGUGGUUUGUGGCCUGGCUCUGCUGGGCCUUCUUACAUUCGUCUCCUGGAAGCUGUGCUGGGUGCCUUGGCGGACUAAGGCCCAUUUCCCCAGUCCAUCCCUCGCCCCUGCCUGUGGCCCAGAGCACCACCAGCUCCAGCCGCCUCCCCUGCUGCCCAGCUCCCAGCAGCUGCCGGUCACCAUGGCGACAGAGAAGGUGAAGGACCCCGUGGGCUCAAUGGGUUUCCUGGAGGCAGCGGUGAAGAUAAGCCAUACAUCUCCUGACAUCCCCACCGAUGUGCAGCUCUCCAUGAGGGAGCACUUCCUGCGCCGCACGCAACGCAUGCAGAGACAAACCACUGAGCCGGCUUCCUCCACUCGGCACAAUUCUUUCAAAAGACACCUGCCCAGGCAGAUGCAGGUAGGCAGUCUAGACCUGGGAAAUGACUACAUGGUGGACAAAGAGGAAAAACCCACCAGCAUUGGUCGCAUCCAGCCAGAGCUGUACCAACAGAAGGCCCUGGAAUCAGAGGAUUCAUCCAAGAAUGGCAGCAGCAAAAACUGUGGCAGGAUCAACUUCUCUCUCAAAUACGACUACGAAAACGAGGCCCUCUUAGUCAACAUCCUCAAAGCGGAGGACCUGCCCGCCAAGGACUUAUGCGGCACAUCCGACCCUUACGUGAAGGUCUACCUGCUGCCCGACCGCAAGAAGUUCCAGACCCGCGUCCACCGGAAAACUCUCAACCCCACGUUCAACGAGAGUUUCCAGUUCCCUGUGCCUUACGACGAGCUGGCGGUCAGGAAGCUCCACAUGAGCGUCUUUGACUUUGACCGGUUUUCACGGCAUGAUAUGAUCGGGGAGGUGGUGCUGGAGAACCUGUUCGAGACGUCGGACCUCUCCAGGGAGACAAACAUAUGGAGGGACAUCGACUAUGCCACCAGUGAAAGUGUUGACCUUGGAGAGAUCAUGUUCUCACUAUGUUACCUGCCCACCGCAGGCAGACUCACACUUACUGUCAUCAAGUGCAGGAACCUCAAGGCCAUGGACAUCACUGGAUACUCAGAUCCCUACGUCAAAGUGUCGCUCAUAUGUGACGGGAGACGUUUGAAAAAGAAGAAGACUAGCAUAAAGAAGAACACUCUGAAUCCCACCUACAACGAGGCCAUCAUCUUUGACAUUCCACCAGACAGUAUGGACCACGUCAGCCUGCACAUCUCUGUCAUGGAUUACGAUCUGGUAGGUCAUAACGAGAUUAUUGGUGUGAUGCGGGUUGGAUGCAGUGCAGAGGGACUUGGCAGGGACCACUGGAACGAAAUGCUGGCUUAUCCACGCAAGCCCAUUGCACACUGGCACCCCCUGCUGGAGUCCAAGAAGUCUGAGAAGGAGUGGAAGGCGAGGACAGCCAGCUUUGACAGCCAAGGCUCCUGCCCCUCACCAAGGCCCCCUGCCAGUCCCUGAGCAGAGCCACCUGUGACCCAGCAGCCCAGAAGGGGGUU
Molecule: messenger RNA, 1664 nt
Organism: Seriola dumerili (greater amberjack)
Lineage: Eukaryota; Metazoa; Chordata; Actinopteri; Carangiformes; Carangidae
Gene: syt6a
Product: synaptotagmin 6
Exons: 7
Coding region: 1-1626 (541 amino acids)
Biological process (GO): regulation of calcium ion-dependent exocytosis; calcium-ion regulated exocytosis; cellular response to calcium ion
Cellular component (GO): membrane
Molecular function (GO): phosphatidylserine binding; calcium ion binding; clathrin binding
Source: RefSeq, a predicted model, not a curated record